AUGGUUUGCAUGAAGACAUGGUUGGUUGUGACAACUCAUGUUGUUUCUGUUAUUGUUGUGUUGGUGAAUGGGAAAUCCCAAGUGCCAGGGUUAUAUAUAUUUGGAGACUCAUUAGCAGACAAUGGAAACAACAAUAAUCUUCCAACAAAUGCUAAAGCAAAUUACACACCAUAUGGCAUCGACUUCCCAAAUAGAAACCCAACUGGAAGAUUCACAAAUGGUCUUACCUCAAUUGAUAUAAUGGCCUGCCAUCUGGGAUUUAAGGAUUUCAUCCCACCCUUUGCAAACACAAGUGGUUAUGACAUUUUUAAAGGCGUCAACUAUGCAUCCGGUGCUGCUGGAAUUCGUUUUGAGAGCGGCAGGCAACUGGGAAGCGUUAUCAGCUUGGGAGAACAGAUAAGAAACCACAAAAUCAUUGUAUCGAGAAUAACUGAAAGAUUGGGAAGUUAUGAGAGAUCAUUGGAAUACCUUCGUAGGUGUUUGUAUUACGUGAAUAUUGGAAGCAAUGAUUACAUAAACAAUUACUUUCUUCCUAACUCAUCUACCAGCGCCACAUAUACUCCUCAGCAAUAUGCCCAAGUUCUUGUUCGUCAGUUAUCUCUCUAUGUAAAGGAUCUGCAUGAUGCUGGAGCUAGAAAGGUUGUAAUGGUUGGGCUGGGAGCUAUAGGGUGUAUUCCUCGUUUUAUCAAUACAACAACCGGAUCAUGUGAUAAUGACUUGAAUGCUGCUGCUUUCCUCUUUAAUGAAAACCUGAAAGGCCUUGUUGAUAGAUUCAACAACAAGUCUGAUGGCUCCAAAUUCACCUUUGUAAACAGCACUGUUGGCGACCUUACUGACCCUUCACUUGGUUUCAUGGUCUUCACCUCCAGCUGCUGCCCGACUCGCGCAGACGGGCAGUGUGCUGAAGGUGGAGUGCCAUGCAGCAACAGGAAUAGGUACUUCUUCUGGGAUGAAUUCCAUCCAACACAAGCAGUCAACACCUUAACUGCAUUACAAACAUAUAAUGGUACAACUCCAGGAUUCACUGAUCCAGUGAAUAUCCAAACCCUCGUUCACUCUUGA
Arachis duranensis is the source of this 1062-nucleotide messenger RNA. Its product is annotated as GDSL esterase/lipase At1g29670-like. The record is from RefSeq and is a predicted model, not a curated record. Gene Ontology annotation, molecular function: hydrolase activity, acting on ester bonds. NCBI's taxonomy places the organism in Eukaryota, Viridiplantae, Streptophyta, Magnoliopsida, Fabales, Fabaceae. The transcript is spliced from 4 exons. The coding region runs from base 1 to 1062 and encodes 353 amino acids.